Messenger RNA from Polychytrium aggregatum, 969 nucleotides. RefSeq names its product derlin-1. The transcript has 5 exons. NCBI's taxonomy places the organism in Eukaryota, Fungi, Chytridiomycota, Chytridiomycetes, Polychytriales. Gene Ontology annotation, biological process: endoplasmic reticulum unfolded protein response. Gene Ontology annotation, molecular function: misfolded protein binding; ubiquitin-specific protease binding. Gene Ontology annotation, cellular component: Hrd1p ubiquitin ligase ERAD-L complex; endoplasmic reticulum membrane. The coding region runs from base 69 to 845 and encodes 258 amino acids. The record is from RefSeq and is a predicted model, not a curated record.
UCUUCAUCUUCAUCCUCCACUCCUUUCUCCAUCCGCAUCCUCCACUCCUUUCUCCAUCCGCCAGCACAAUGCCGCCGCCGCCGCCUCCUCCGCAGAGAAACAUCGUGACCGAGAUCCAGGCCUGGCUGAUGGCCCUCCCGAUCGUGACUCGGUUUCUGUUCGUCAGCACCAUCACCAUCACGCUUGUCUGCAACAUCGGUCUCAUCAGCCCGCAGUACAUGAUCUUCCGGCUGCCUCUGGUUGUCUACAAGCUCCAGGUCUGGCGCCUGUUCACGGCCUUCUUCGUCAACCAACUGAGCUUCAACUUCCUCAUCCACCUCUACUUCCUCUACCAAUACUCCAAGAAUCUGGAAACCUCUCUGUUUUCGAACCGGCCUGCAGACUAUGCGUUCUUUAUUGCAUUCUCGAUGGCCACCAUCUUGAUCCUCGGCUGGAUCGUCAACAGCGUCAGCUUCUCCGAGUCGCUGCUGCUGGCCAUCAUAUAUGUGUGGUCCCAGUAUUUCCGCGAGAUGGACGUCAGUUUCAUGUUCGGCGUGCGAUUCAAGGCCGUGUUCCUUCCCUGGGCGAUGGUUGCCAUGGACUACUUGAUGGGCUACGGCCUCAACAUCGGGAAGGUCGUGGGCAUCUUGGUGGGCCAUUUUUACUACUUUUUGGAGAAGGUCUAUCCCGAGUCCAACGGCCAGGCCAAGAUCCUGCAGACACCCGCCAUCUUUGAGCGCUUCCUGCCCUCCAACCAGCAGGGCGGUGAUGGCCAGGGAUACACAUUCACCCCACCCAACCGCCAGAACGGCCCGAACGGCCCGAACAACGGCGGACACAGCUGGGGCCCUGGUCGCAGGCUGUGAGGCCCGUUACUGCUCGCCGACAGCGAUUCCGGCACAGACCGACAGCAGCAGCAGGCAUCGCAUCAAUAUACGCCGUUGCGCCAUCUAUACCGACCGAAGCCGGGGCCGUGCGGGUUGCUGGCCG